Molecule: messenger RNA, 1647 nt
Organism: Akanthomyces muscarius
Lineage: Eukaryota; Fungi; Ascomycota; Sordariomycetes; Hypocreales; Cordycipitaceae
Exons: 3
Coding region: 1-1647 (548 amino acids)
Source: RefSeq, a predicted model, not a curated record
AUGUCUUCGCCCGAUGGAGCGAGCGCGGGCCGCCCGCGACGGGCCUCGUCCGCCGCAACCACCGUCGACCCCGUCAUGCGCAACGCCCUGCGGUAUACCGUCUCGCCGCGCGAGUACGCCGCGCUGCACAAGUACAUCAUUGCGCGCUCCAAGACGCUGCGCCGCAACGCGCCCACGCCCGCCGCCGUCGAAAAGGCGCUGGCCCCGACGCCGGCGAGCGCCGCGAGCGACUACAAUGCCAAGGCUGUGCGGCAUGCCCUGCGCGUCUUUGUGACGUCCUGGGUCGGCAUGAAAGGAUACGAAUUUGUCUCCAAGAAGCUCUCCAAAGAUAGCACGCCCGCCAAGAAGACACCAUUUUACAAGUCGCCCGCUCUCCGACUCUCCCUCUCGCUGUCGAGCAUCCUCUUCCUCUACCGUCUGCUCUUCCGCUUCCUCACGCGUCUCCGUGUCCAUCUCAUGGAGCCUUCGGUCGAGCCGUUUCGCCGCCGCAACCCGCGCACCGCCGCGGCCCUCACGUCGCCCUACGCGCCGGCCGUCGGUGCCUCCUUUGCCGGCCUGGCCCUUGGCAUCUACCCCUCGCCGCCGGUGCGCGCUGGUGUCGCCCUCUGGCUGCUCUUCAAGGCGCUCGAGUACAGCUGGGAUCUUGCAGAGGGUGAAGGCAUGAUAUGGGGCAUGAAGCAGGGCAGGAAGCGUGAGCGGCCAUGGUGGUUUGGCAGCUGGCUGCUCCAGCCCUUGGCCUUUGGCCAGCUGCUCCAUGCGGCUGUCUUUGACAAGGAUUGCUUCCCUGAUAGCUACGGAAAGUUUAUCUGGGGCAAUUCGCCGGUGUACCUGCACGGCCGCCCAGAGGGCUACCCGACGAACCUCAAGUGGCCAAGCAGGGACGAGGUCGUCACGAGUCUGUCUGAAAUGGCACGCCUAAACUGGCCUGCUUACAUCUCGCCAACCAUGUUCCCUAACAAGAAGAACAUUCUUCCACCCACAGUCACGGCCGUGUCGCCUCUUACCUCCCAGGCACAUCCACUCAUCACAUCACUGUCCUGCGCAGCCCUUCAUCCCAGCGACCCGUCAUGCACCCGCACAUAUCUGACCUUUUGGCUCAAGUCGUUCCCGCCUAUGGCACGUUUCUUUGUCCUCUUCUACUCCGCAAUGACCAUCAUCCCUGGCUUCCGCCGCUUCUACCACAGCCCCAUCACCGGCCUGCAGCACAUCCUUUCGCGCUCGACACGCAUGACCGCCUUUGCCACCGGCUCGCUCUCGACUGCAUGGGCCUCCAUCUGCUUCUUCCAGACCUACCUACCUCGUCACCUGCUGGCGACUCAGCGCUUCUUCCUCGGUGGCUUCUUCGCCGGCUUGUGGGCGUGGAUCGAGCGCAAGCACGGCCGCAUGGCAUUCCUCUACAGCGCUCGUGCAAGUGUCAACUCCCUCUGGAAGGUGGGCGUUAAGAGACGUUGGUGGCGCGCCAUGAAGGGCGGCGACCUCUGGGUCUUUGUCCUUGCCCUCAUGAUUACUGGUGUCGUCUACGAGCGUGAUGCCAAGGCUAUCCAGCAGAACUCAUUCCGCAAGGGUGUCAGCUGGGUCCGUGGUGAAGGCUGGAGAGACUGGGCUAUUGAAGAAGACGAGGAGGAGACCAAGGAGAAGGACGAGUAG